UCCUCCCAUUGUCUGCAUAUUUAUCACGUGUUUGUGUUGUUUGUCUGUAAACAACAUUUAAAUAGCAAUCACUUUAAAUAAAUCAAUCAAUUAAUUGAUGACUUUAUUAAAUCAUUAAUUAAGACAAGUUUUGUUCAUAAUAUGAAUCAAUGGCUAAACCAAAUGUCGGCAUAUUUUGGCCAUUAUUUCAUAACAAUCGACAAUUGUUUGGAGAGAAAGUAGAUUUGGGUCUCAGAAAUGAAUUGUCUUAUAAUUUAUAUAAAUCAAUGUCCACUCGUAAAGAGUAUAUUUGGGACAAUCAUAUAGAUAGAGGACAGACAUGCAGUUCAUAUACCGGUUCAAUAUUCAAUGUCGAGUAUAGUCCCGAUGGGUCAUCUCUAUUGGCGGCCACAGAAAACAAAAAGAUUUUGAUUUUCUGCGCAAAGAGUCAUAAGUUGUUACAAGAGAUACCAAAAGCACAUAAAUCUUGUGUUAAUUUAAUAAAAUUCUUGGAUUCGCGAACUUUCGUCACCUGUUCUGAUGACUGCAGUCUUGGGAUUUGGGAUCUCAGAAAAUGUGACAAAAAGGUUAAGUCAUUGAUUGGCCACAAAAAUUGGGUGAAAAGUGUUGAUUAUGACUCUAAUAAUGGCGUACUAUUAUCGGCCGCUUAUGACCAGACUGUCCUCCGAUGGGAUAUCAAUAGUUCUUGUGUUAGCCCACAAAAAGUUCUUCAAAUUAAAAAUAUGUUACGAAUGGUAUUGACUCCGGACUCAAACAAAAUGAUUAUAUCGACAGCCGAUGGAUAUCUUCUUGUUAUUCAUGACUUAGACAUUAAUAAAUUAUCCGAUGAUUUGGAAGAUUUUAUGCCAGAAUUAUAUCGAUUAAUGCAAGAUAAUUGUAAUUAUGGUAUAGAUAUUGGUUCGUGGAUUAACCAUUUGUUUGCUGCCAAAAGAAAUAGAGUUGAACUGAUCUCUGAUUUUCCGAGUGAAGACAAAAACGGAUACAUAACUACUUUAAAUGUUCAUCCAUUCGGUUGGUCUGUAUUAUCAAGAAAUACAACUGAAGACGACACUUCUGAGUGGACAUGUGUUCAUGACAUCGAUGACAGUAUCAAACCAUCUCAUAUGAAACCAAUCAAAAAGCUUUCAAAUGAUAACGAGUCGCAAAUAUCACAAGAAUCACAACUCGACUCAUUUGAUGAAGUAUUAAGAGACUCUCAAUUAUCUGAUAGCUCUAUAAUUGUAAUCAGCAAUCAAAUUGGUUCCACACAACCACACACUACAGUUGUUCAUCAAUCAAGACAUGUAUCCAAAAAUAAUGGUUAUGUUUACGAAAAUAUUCCUCGACUUAAGUAUUAUAUUGAAGAACUCAAUCAAAGUCAUGGAUUUAUUAAAGAGUUGUGUUUCAGUAGUGACGGACGUGUCAUAUGUUCUCCCUAUCACUUCGGGUACAGACUUCUCACUUUUGAUGAUAAGUGCUCUGAAAUGUCUGAUUGUGUAUCAAAUGAACCAAAAUUGUUAUGUAAACUGAAAACCAAUUUAUCUCAUCCCGACUAUGUUGUUACCACUAAAUUCUGUCCAACGCAUUGCCAAAUAGCUUCGGGAUGUCUUAAAGGACGAGUGGUUUUCAGUCAACCAAUACUAUGA
Messenger RNA from Oppia nitens, 1625 nucleotides. Its product is annotated as DDB1- and CUL4-associated factor 10-like. The transcript has 2 exons. The record is from RefSeq and is a predicted model, not a curated record. Gene Ontology annotation, molecular function: protein binding. Bases 150 to 1625 code for a protein of 491 amino acids. NCBI's taxonomy places the organism in Eukaryota, Metazoa, Arthropoda, Arachnida, Sarcoptiformes, Oppiidae. Gene Ontology annotation, cellular component: Cul4-RING E3 ubiquitin ligase complex.